Prunus avium (sweet cherry) is the source of this 1505-nucleotide messenger RNA. The record is from RefSeq and is a predicted model, not a curated record. Lineage: Eukaryota; Viridiplantae; Streptophyta; Magnoliopsida; Rosales; Rosaceae.
CAUAUGAAAGAGCCUACGCAUUGGCAAAAGAGAAUCUCUCCCCUUCUUUUUUUUCUCUCUUCUCUUUUCUCUUGGUGGCUUUGAGAGCAACGACUCGUUCACUAUAAAACUGCCAAGUGACUAGCAUCCAGUCUUGUUACCUUCGCUUCCUGUCAUCUCUUUCUGUCAAUUUUCUUUUUGUCACCCUACUUCUGAUUCGUUACGCCUCUAUGGAAGACGAUGAGUAUGUUCCGGUGGAAGCCAAGGAUUUUUAUAAGCGAUAUAGUGCACGAGCGUUGUCACCAGAGAUUGUGGAGGUAAAAGAGGAGAUAGAAGAGGAGAUAGAAGAGGAGAGCAAAGAAGAGGAGAUAGAAGGGGAGAUAGAAGAGGAGGUAAAAGAGGAGAGCAAAGAAGAGGAGAUAGAAGAGGAGAUAGAGGAGGAGAGCAAAGAAGAGGAGAUAGAAGGGGAGAUAGAAGAGGAGAUAGAAGAGGAGAGCAAGAGUUGUAGUACCGCUGCGGGCGGCACUAGCAUAGAUAGAGUUUUCAAGGAUGUAUAUGUUGCUGUUGGUAAAGAUGACACAGAUGUUCUGAAAUGGACGCUUGAUAAUGCUGUUUCCCCUGGCACUCGGGUUUUUCUAGUCCAUGUCUUCCCUCCAAUCACCUACAUCCCUACACCUGUUGGGAGAUUAGCAAAGAGCCAAUUGACUGACGAUCAAGUGAGAUUAUACAUUAAUGAAGAGAGUAACAAGAGGAGGAACCUGUUGCAGAAAUAUGUGAGCUUGUGCAAUGAUGCUAAGGUAACAGUGGAGACAAUGCUCCUUGAUAGCAAGGACACAGCAAAAGCAAUUCUUGAUCUCAUACCUGUUCUUUGCAUCAUCCACCUUGUCAUAGGAACCAAAAGACCACCUCACUCAAGGCUAGUGCGGAAAAAAUUGUCAUUAGGAGAGUUUGUUAGGAAGAAUGCGCCGGACUUUUGUGAGGUUAGCAUUGUUCAUGAAGGCAAGAAGGUGGAGGCCGAUCAGCAUGUAAAUGGCCAGAUCACGCCGGCAAAUACUCGCCACCCUGAAAGAAGCUUCUUCGCAUGCUUUCCAGACAGUGCGCUGGAAGACCAAGAUUUCUUAAGCAGCAGCAACAGCAAAAGCGGUGACAGAGAUGAUCAAACUAACUCAGUUAUGCACUGUGUAAAAUGGGAGGGCCAAAGACUCAAGUUUAUGACAGAGAUGAAAUGGGAAGGUAGAAGACUGGCAAGCUGAAGAUGCAGAACAGGACCUGUUAGUUAACAAUAAUUAUAACCCCAUAUUUGGUUGUUAAUUAGAUGAAGAAUUAGAAUUAAUAAUGCAGAAGACGGAAGAUUGAAGAUGGAAGGAAAAGCAAGGGAGGGUUUCAAGUUUAUGAAACAAUCCCAAGUCCCAACAACUCAAUGUGGGGGGGACAGUAUUUUUAUGGGGAAAGAGUCGAAGAGGGUCUAAUUAUAACAAACAUAAAAGAAAUUAUGUAGGAAUGAAAUGAGUUCAUAUUUUUUUUCA